AUGUUUUCCUUUUUCAAAUCACGACGAAAAUCUGAACAAUAUGAAAUGAUAGAUCAAAAUGUAUUAGAAGAAAAUAUAAGUCAAUCAAGAAGUUCAAGUGAUUCACAAUCAUCAGUUGUUUUUGAAGAUAUUGAAAAUUAUACAAAUAAAUCAAAAGAAACAAAGAAUGAUUUUUAUAAUGAUCCUAUUUUUCAUUCAAUUUUAAGUAGGUAUAAAAAUCAAGGAAUUAAAAAAUCUAUAAUUAGUAUUAUAUCAAUUGUGUUUGUCUUGUUAUGGAUUAUUGGAGUUAUAGUAUAUUCUCAAUUGAGUCCUAAACAAUUAUUAAAUAAGACUAAAUGGCAAACUAAUAUCAAGUUGUUUGGUCAAAAUAUAACCCUAAAUGAAUAUAAUUCACAAUUUAAAAACAUAACAUUUGAUAAUUGGAGAAAUGGAGAUUAUAUGACUUAUCAAGAAAGUAUAACUUGGUUAACUCCAGAACAGUACCCCUCGGGGAAUUCUGGAGGUUAUUAUAUAACUCCUAGAAAAGAUCAAUUUCUUUUAAAACAAAUAAAUACAGAUUUUGAGGAUAUUAUCAUAAAUUCUAGAAAAUUUCCAUAUAAAAAUAAUUUCUUUCAUAUAUCUGACAUUAUCAUAAAUCCUAGUAAAUCAAUUGAAGAAUUAAAUAAUAAUCAUAUCAUAGUUUCCGAUAAAUUAGCUCAAUGGAGACAUUCAACAUUUGCAUUAUAUUGGCUAUAUAACCCUAUAUUAGCUACCUAUACUCCCAUACAACCACCAAAUGUUGAAACAAAUGUAUUAGAGAAAUUGCAUUUUGCUGAAUUUUCACCAGAUGGUAAUACUGUGGCUUUUGCAUUUGAACAUAAUUUAUUUGUACAUGAUGUAUCUACUGGAGAGGUACAUCAAAUAACUAAUGAUGGAUCAACAAACAUUUUCAAUGGUAAACCUGAUUGGGUAUAUGAAGAAGAAGUAACAGCAAAUGAUAGAAUGAUUUGGUGGUCACCAGAUUCAUCUAAAUUUAUAUUUGUAAAAUUAAAUGAUACUAAUGUUCAAUCUGUUGAUAUUGAUUAUUAUAUUAAACAAAAUACAGAAAUUGGAAUGCAAUAUGAACAACUGAAUGAGAAACAAUAUAAAAAUUUAAAUCAAUAUCCUAUAAAGACAUCUUUAAAAUAUCCAAAACCUGGGACAAAUAUUCCAAUUGUAUCAAUUUAUACGUAUGAUGUUAAAUCAAAAAAAGUCGAAUCUUUGCUGGACAAAGAUAAGACUUUGGGUGAUGAAUUUAUACUUUAUCAAGCUAUUUGGGUUGAUAAUGAUAAUUUUUUAAUGAAACAAACUGAUAGAACAAGUAAAUUAUUUGCUCGAAAGGUUUUUAACGGAAAUGAGGUAACUAGAAUAGAAUCAUUUAAUGUUACGGGUAAAUAUGGUGGAUGGGUUGAAAAAAUGAAACCAAUCAAUUUAGCCGCUAAUGGUGGUUAUAUUGAUAAUUGUUUUGAAAAUGGUAACAAUUAUAUUUGUUUAUUUGACAAAGCAGCUAGUGCUGAACCUAAAAUUUUCAACAAGUACCCAACAAUUAGCGAAGGGAUUUAUAAUAAUCAACACAACUGCAUUUAUUUCUUAACUUCUGCUAAAAGUGCUAUGGAUUCUCAUUUAAUUGGUGUGAAUAUAAAUACCAAUGAAUAUAUUGAAUAUACUUCUUUAAAUGAAGAUGGAUAUUAUUCUACAAAAUUUUCUAAAAAUGGUCAAUUUUUAAGUUUAAAAUAUAAUGGACCUAAUCAACCAUGGCAAAGAUUAAUUAGUAUGACUGAAUUACAUGAACAAGAAAAAGAACAUGUUGAACAUACAAUAUUAGAACAACCAAUAAUAAAUUUUAUGGAUAAAAGUUUAAAAAAUUUAGAAAAUACAAAUAUUCCAACGACAACUUUUAAUGAAAUCAAAUUAGAAAAAGAAGAUAUUUCAAUAAGUAUCAAAACAAUUUUCCCGCCUGGUUUCAACCCAGAGUUUAAAUAUCCUUUACUUGUUCAUGCAUAUGGUGGACCAGGUUCACAAACUGUUCAAAAACAAUAUGAUUUGGGUUUUUUAGAUGUAGCUAGUUCAACGUUAAAUAGCAUAAUUUUUGUAAUUGAACCAAGAGGAACAGGUGGUAAAGAUUGGAAAUUUAAAUCUUACGCUAAUAAUAAUAUUGGAUAUUGGGAACCAAGAGAUAUUAAAUUAAUUACUUCUGAAUUUAUUUCAGCUAAUAAAUUUAUUCAAAAAAAUAAAGUAGCAAUAUGGGGAUGGUCUUAUGGUGGGUUUACUACACUAAAAACCUUAGAAUUUGAUAAUGGUGAAAUUUUCAAAUUUGGAGUUGCUAUUGCACCAGUUACAAAUUGGUUAUUUUAUGAUGCUAUAUAUACUGAAAGAUACAUGAAUAAACCUCAAGAUAAUCCAAGUUAUAAUGUUGCUCAAAUUAGUAAAGUAGAAAAUCUCAAAAAUAUCAAAAAUUUUUUAAUAAUGCAUGGAUCAGCAGAUGAUAAUGUUCAUGUUCAAAAUUCAAUGUGGUUAAUGGAUAAAUUAAAUCUUGCGAAUAUUCAUAAUUAUGAAUUUCAUUUAUUUCCUGAUAAUGAUCAUAAUAUAAAUUAUCAUAAUGGUAAUUCAUUUGUUUAUAAAAAAAUGUUAAAUUGGUUGCAAAAUAAUUUUAGCAGCUAA
This is a messenger RNA of Lodderomyces pseudojiufengensis, 2679 nucleotides long. It is a transcript of the gene STE13, whose product is annotated as Ste13p. NCBI's taxonomy places the organism in Eukaryota, Fungi, Ascomycota, Pichiomycetes, Serinales, Debaryomycetaceae. The coding region runs from base 1 to 2679 and encodes 892 amino acids. Gene Ontology annotation, biological process: proteolysis. Gene Ontology annotation, molecular function: serine-type peptidase activity; dipeptidyl-peptidase activity. The transcript has a single exon. The record is from RefSeq and is a predicted model, not a curated record.